AUGGCUUCCGCCGAGGCGACCAUGAACGGUGGCGGUGGCAGCUCCAGCCUUGAGGGCUUGUCCAAUGCCGAAAAGCUGCAGCGCCAGCAUGAAGAGCACGAGGCACACAAGGUGACGGUCGAAGACGCCCCCGAUGAGGAUCUUCCCUCGUCCGCGGCUGUGAACAACAGCGAGCAGUCGACCGCGGCGGACUCGACUGCCGGCAGCAAAGCCGCGGGCAAGCAGCCGGUGCGCGAUGCUGUCCCCGGUGCCGCUUCGAACAGGCCGCCCAUUGACACGCAGUCGGAGGAGCUCUUCCCAGCACUGGGUGCCCCAAAAGCUGCCGCCGCCGCCGCCGCCGCUCCAUCGAUGUGGUCCAAGAGGCCAGCUGCCGUCGCCAAGCCCGCCAACAACGCAACGAACGGUUUCGCCAAUGGCAACACCAAUGCAUCCUCCCGUGCCUCCAAUCCAGCUUCCGGUAUGCUCGUGCCAGGCUCCACUGCACCAUCCCAGCGCGGCCCCGUCCCGCAAAUGUCCCUUCCCGGCCGCUACACCGAGCGCAUCGAAUUGCCUGCCAAUAUGAUCACCGCGAAGAAGGACCUGAAGAAGCCGGUUGCCGACAUCCUUCGUGACAUCAACAAGCGCUCCAAGGCCAACGUCGAGGCGAAGAGCGGCGCAGCUGGAGGUCUGACACUCGAGGGAACUGGCCCAGUCGAUGCCGUUCGCGCCGCUCUGAGGGAAGCCGCCAACCAGCUGUGCUCAAAGCAAAAUGUUACUGUUCCAGUGCCGGCCGCCAUUCGAGGUAGGAUUGUUGGUAAGCAGGGUGCCAUGAUCCAGAAGAUCAGCCAGAAAUCCGGGGCCAAGAUCGACAUUGCGAAGCAGGACAACACACAGCAACUCGAUGAAGAUGAUAUGGACACUACGGUAGAUGUCACCAUUUCAGGCGACCCAUUCGCGGUGCAGCUGGCUAAGCAGGACAUCCUGAACAUUGUGGGCGAGCACACCUCGUCCGCCAAUACUCGCCUGAAGCACAUCCCAGCAGAGUACUAUCCGUUUUUGGGCCAACGAUUCGGCUCGCUGCAAAACGGACGUGACCUUGAGCUGAAGAUCCCACAGUACCACCAACACCAUCAGACGCCUCAGCAAGCUCCAGCCAACCGAGCACCAGCUACGUUUGUCCCUCAUCCUAGCCUGCCCAUCCAGCUCAGUGGAGACAGACAAGCUAUCGCCGAUGCCAAGGCUGAGAUCGAUCGUCAUGUGCAGGAGCUUCAGCGACAACUCACCAUGGAGCAGAUGCCAGUAGAGCGUGGCAGACACCAGUUCAUCGUUGGUGACCGAGGCACCUCGCUCGACAGCUUUCUCCAGGAGACGGGAUGCUCCAUCAUCUUGCCAUCUGAAGGCGAUGACACAGAGAUGAUCACGAUCGUAGGACCACCUAACAGGAUCGAUCAGGGCGUCGAUAAGAUCAUGGACCUGGCGUCUAGCAUGUCCAUGGCGUCUGCUGAUGUUGCCCGCCAACAUGCUACAGCGCCACGAGGUGGACGGGCCCAUGCUCGCGAUAUUGCCCGCUAUCUGCAGCAACAGCAGGCUAUCGAGCAGCUGGAGCGCCUCCACAACGCCAGCAUUGUUCCUGAGAGCUCCGGUGCCUGGAACAUCUAUGCUCGCGAUCCAAAGGCCGCGCAAAAAGCUCGCAUGGAUGUCAUGAACCUGGUCAGUGGCCACCCUCCUGCGCGCUUCCAUCCCGUGGACGUCGAUUCAUUCUACCACCAGCACCUACGGGAUCAGGCAGCCCGUCACGUUAGAGAUCAGUACGGUGUCCGCAUGGUCGUACCAGACGAGUACGACGAAUCGCCGAUCCUUCUUGUCUACGAAGACCGUGUCCCAUCGCCAGAGUACCAGCUGCCACGCGGAAAUCCAUCUGCACAAGACGCGGCAGCAUUUAGGCAGGCCCUGCAGGAGGCCGAGAAGCACAUUCUCGGUCUGACCAGCGGUCACCAGAACAUCGUGUCCCAAGAAGUGGACGCCCCUGCCAAAUUUCACGACAAGAUUCGCCGUCAUGUUGACCGUCACCACCAGUCUCUGGGCGAGGGUCGCAUCCCGGUUCAGGUCAACUAUGGCCAAAGCCAGCAGGCACAACGCCGCACAGUCGCACCCAACGUCAACCUACGUGGCCCACAGGAUAGUGUUGAUGCGCUCCUACAGAGCCUACUGGCUUUCAUUGAGCAGGAGCAGAAGGAUGAGCUUGAGCGUGGGUUCACCCUCAACUUUGACUUCCCACAGAAGUUCGCCAACCACCUCAUCGGGCGAAAGGGCGAGAACAUCAACCGCCUGCGCGAGGAGUUUGAUGUCGACAUCCAGCUCAACGAUGGCAAAUGUGAGAUCAAAGGUCCCGAGGCCAAAGCAAAUGCCUGCAAGAAGCACAUUUUGGACCUGGGCAGAAAGCUCGAAGACGAAGCUACCCAUCACAUCAACGUUCCUGCGAACUUCCAUCGCGAUCUGAUUGGCGCGAAGGGUGAAUCGGUCAAUCGUCUUCAGGAUCGUUAUGGUGUCCGCAUCAACUUCCCACGGAGCAGACCGGCCGAAGAUGAUGCAUCUGUAGCUGACGAUGCUGCCGGUCGUCGCAACAACCAGGCUCCCAACGAGGUCAUUAUCAAGGGCCCGAGCAAAGGUGCUGAUGCUUGCCGUGACGAGCUGUUGAGCCUGCUGCAAUGGGUUAAGGAUAACUCAUUCACGGCAACAGUGUCAGUGGCACAGAACCAGCUGCCUUCGCUCAUCGGCGCAGGUGGUAAGGAGAUGGAAAGCCUACGCCUGGAGACCAACGCCCAUAUCGAUGUGCCAAGCUCUCGAGAGGCUGCUAGCCCCGACGGCCGCGCAGAAAUCAAGAUCAGGGGCUCGAAGACUGCUGUAGAAAAGGCGAAGAAGCUUAUUGAGGAGAAGGCUAAGGUCUUCGACAACACAGUCACGAGAUCCCUCGAUGUUGACCGCAAGCACCAUCGUCGCAUUAUUGGACCCCAGGGCACAAACUUGCGCAGCAUUAUUCAGCAGGCAGGCGGUCCUGACGACCAGCGUCUGCACAACCGGAUGAUCCGCUUCCCGAAGAACGAUGCUGAUGGCAAUGCCAUUCGUGUCGAAGGCCAGAAAUCCGUGGUCGACAGUAUUUGUGCUGCUAUCGAAGCUAUGGUCGCCGAACAAGAGUCCCAAGUGACUGAGAUCGUCGAGGUGAAGCCCGAGAAGCACAGGCUACUGAUCGGCAGAGGUGGCGAGACAAGACGCCAGCUCGAAUUACAGUUCAAAGUCUCCAUUAACAUUCCCAGGCAAAGCGAGACCGGACCACAGCGAUCCCAAGUCCGCAUUGCUGGUAAACCUGAGGAUGUCGAGAAGGCCAAGGCGCAUAUCCUCGAGAUUACUAAAGACCAAGAAGGCGAUUCACUUGAUGUACCACGCCGGUUGCACCACAUCAUCGCGGACAAUGGCCAAUUCUUCCGACGACUUCGUAAUGAUCACAAAGUCACCAUUGAACACAAUGGGCACCGAGUUCCUCCAAAGCCUUCAACGCCACAGCCGAACCGCGCAAACGGUGCAUCGAUGCCACUUAUCACCGACGACCCGGCUGCUGGCGCCAACAGUCACUCUUGGGAGGCACACGACCUUCAUGCUGUAGCUGAAGACGGUGAGAUACCUUGGGUACUCAGCGGUCCUUCCCCAGAGGCUGUUCAGGUAGCACGUGCCAAGCUCGAGAAAGCGAUUGAAGAGGCCAACAGGCAGGACACCAUGGGAUUCCUUAUCCUACCAGACCCAAGAGCUUACAGACACGUGAUCGGGCCCGGCGGUAGCGAGAUCAACCGCAUCCGCAAGCAGACGGGCACCAAGAUCCAAGUCCCGCGCGACCAGAACAAGGGCGAGGCUAUCGAGAUUACAGGCGCGAAGAACGGCGUUGAGGAGGCAAGGGACAUCAUCUUGGAGAUUGUUCAGAACAACGCAUAG
This is a messenger RNA of Fulvia fulva, 3963 nucleotides long. RefSeq names its product Vigilin 1. The record is from RefSeq and is a predicted model, not a curated record. Gene Ontology annotation, molecular function: mRNA binding. Gene Ontology annotation, cellular component: cytoplasm; nucleus. Bases 1 to 3963 code for a protein of 1320 amino acids. The transcript has 3 exons. NCBI's taxonomy places the organism in Eukaryota, Fungi, Ascomycota, Dothideomycetes, Mycosphaerellales, Mycosphaerellaceae. Gene Ontology annotation, biological process: nuclear division.